Messenger RNA from Paramecium sonneborni, 418 nucleotides. Lineage: Eukaryota; Ciliophora; Oligohymenophorea; Peniculida; Parameciidae. The record is from the annotation of a GenBank genome assembly.
AUGUAAAAUAAAUAACUUGUAAGCAGAACAGCUACAAAACGAAAUUUACUACAAUCAUAGAGUGUUCUUGAGUCAACACUUAAAUCAUCAAUAUUAUAAAAGUCCAAUUUCCAUUUACAAAUACAGUCAUAAGUAAUUUGCAACAACAAUCCAAAUAAUGAAGAGAAAUAUAUAUCUUAGAAUCCAUACUUCAAUGAUUUGAGUGUCAUUAGUCAUGAUUCUGAAAAUGACAUAUUUCGAGAUUGUCCUACCUAUAAAAAUGGCCCAAAAUCUACAGGAUCUCUUAAAUCCAGAUCAAAAAUACUUAAUUAAAUGGCAUAUAUAACUUAAAAAAUGAUCCCUGAAUUCCAAAGAGGAAUUCAAUUGAUUUCAUAAGCCGAGUAUAAAGGAUUUUUAUAAGAGGGAUAAAGUCCUUGAU